Messenger RNA from Drosophila nasuta, 1229 nucleotides. It is a transcript of the gene TfIIB, whose product is annotated as transcription factor IIB. Gene Ontology annotation, cellular component: transcription preinitiation complex; nucleus. NCBI's taxonomy places the organism in Eukaryota, Metazoa, Arthropoda, Insecta, Diptera, Drosophilidae. Gene Ontology annotation, molecular function: TBP-class protein binding; RNA polymerase II general transcription initiation factor activity. The record is from RefSeq and is a predicted model, not a curated record. The transcript has 4 exons. Bases 117 to 1064 code for a protein of 315 amino acids. Gene Ontology annotation, biological process: transcription initiation at RNA polymerase II promoter; transcription preinitiation complex assembly.
UAGUUGUUUUUCAGUUCAUCCCUAGACAUCAUAUUUCACUUGAGCUUGUAAUUCUGAUAUAGUUCGUAAAAAAACAUCAAAAUAAGAGUUAACGUAAAACAAUAAAUAAGUACUAAAUGGCUUCAACAUCAAGACUUGAGAACAACAAGGUGUGCUGCUAUGCACAUCCCGAGUCUCCAUUAAUUGAAGAUUAUCGGGCUGGUGACAUGAUAUGCUCCGAGUGUGGCUUGGUUGUGGGAGAUCGCGUAAUUGACGUUGGGUCCGAGUGGCGUACGUUUAGCAACGAAAAGAGUGGCGUUGAUCCUAGUCGUGUUGGUGGACCAGAGAAUCCCCUGCUCAGUGGCGGUGACCUAUCGACAAUAAUUGGUCCUGGUACAGGCUCUGCAUCCUUUGAUUCAUUCGGCGCUCCAAAAUAUCAAAACAGACGCACUAUGAGCAGCUCUGAUAGAUCCUUAAUAUCCGCAUUCAAAGAAAUUUCAUCAAUGGCUGAUCGGAUUAAUUUGCCAAAAACUAUCGUUGAUCGUGCGAACAAUUUAUUCAAACAGGUACAUGAUGGAAAGAAUCUUAAAGGUCGUUCAAAUGAUGCCAAGGCAUCGGCUUGUCUAUAUAUUGCCUGUCGUCAGGAAGGCGUUCCACGCACAUUCAAGGAAAUCUGUGCCGUUAGUAAAAUUAGCAAGAAAGAGAUUGGCAGAUGCUUCAAACUUACACUUAAAGCGCUUGAGACAAGUGUGGAUUUGAUUACAACAGCUGACUUUAUGUGUCGCUUCUGUGCCAAUUUGGAUCUGCCAAACAUGGUGCAACGAGCUGCUACGCACAUUGCGAAAAAAGCAGUGGAAAUGGACAUUGUACCUGGUCGUUCGCCGAUUUCUGUAGCCGCAGCAGCAAUCUACAUGGCAUCUCAAGCGUCCGAACAUAAGCGCAGUCAAAAAGAAAUUGGUGAUAUUGCGGGAGUGGCCGAUGUAACAAUUCGGCAGUCUUACAAAUUAAUGUAUCCGCAUGCAGCGAAGCUCUUCCCGGAAGAUUUCAAGUUUACUACUCCUAUUGAUCAGCUACCACAAAUGUGAACAAUUCCACAACAAAAAUAUCGAUGCUCAAUUAUGAAAACAUAGAUUGCAGAAAAAAACAAUAAUGAAAAUAGGAAGAUUAUACCGUUGUAGGGCAAGUCUAGUUUACAACAUAAAUUACUAUACUUUAUUCACAAGAGAAAUACGAUUUUAUUCAUAUUAAAA